Messenger RNA from Dermacentor andersoni, 1307 nucleotides. It is a transcript of the gene NHP2, whose product is annotated as NHP2 ribonucleoprotein. NCBI's taxonomy places the organism in Eukaryota, Metazoa, Arthropoda, Arachnida, Ixodida, Ixodidae. The record is from RefSeq and is a predicted model, not a curated record. Gene Ontology annotation, molecular function: RNA binding. Gene Ontology annotation, cellular component: nucleolus.
GGGUAAUGUCGAAAAUGAAGUUUUCCGGUUAUUUUGCACAUUGAUUACAAAAUAUCUGAGCUAAUGUUAUACUAUGUAUCUUCAUUUAUUUUGCUGUCGGGUGACGACGUGAGUGCCCAUGUGGUGGACUAGUGGUGGAAGCGACGGCCACCACUGUUUGUUUUCUCCCGGCAACGUGGUUGAGCAAGUUGAGUAGACCAAGGUCUGUGUUUCACGUGCGUUAAGCCGAUCUCCGCCAUCCUUGAAAAUGCCGAAAAUCAAGAGGGAGCGAACGGACAGCACCUACGACGACGAUCACUCCACUAUGCAUGUUUCGAAGAAAGCCAAGAAGAUAAAAGUCGAAGAUGGUGCUGCUGUGGAAGACGGCAUGGACGAUUCCACAUUUGCCCACGAAAAUGAUGGGAUGGAUUCUUUGACUUACGAAGAAAAGUUGGCUUUCGUCAACCCUAUCGCAAAGCCCAUGGCCUCGAAAAAGUUCACAAAGAAGUUGUUGAAGUUAAUUAAGAAGGCUUCGAAGCACAAAGGUUAUCUGUAUAGUGGGAUAAAAGAAGUGCAAGCCAAGAUUCGCAGGGGCGAUAUUGGUAUGUUGGUGUUGGCGGGAGAUGUACAGCCAAUCGACAUAUGCAGCCACAUUCCCGCCGUCUGUGAAGAGAAAGGCUUGCCGUACAUCUGGACGCCGUCUCGACGUGACCUGGCUGCUGCGAUGGGAAAGAGGAGAAUGGUGCUCAUAUGUCUCAUCAAAGAACACGACGACUACAAGGAGCUGAUGGCGGAAUGUGCUCAGGUGAUUGAGAAGGAGUACACUAUGGUGUAGAACUGCGUUACGAGACCUUAGGGACACACACAAAAACUUUUCGUUCACUGCAUUUCAACAUUUUGUGCGUUUAUCCCAAGAAUCUGAUUGCGCUGGCUGCCGCUACUGGCUUUGUAUUGUCCUUGCUGUAUACCAUGAUGUUAUGAUGCUAUGAUGCUAUGAUGCUUGCGUUUCCAUGUUACAUUUCGAUGUAUUCACUUUGCUGUCAUGCGUGAAGCAACUGGUUACGGUUAUGUUGCGGUGUAGUCGCCACGUCUUAUUAAUGUGGCACCUGCUUGCCUGCCAGCCAGCAUCGUUAAGGCAGUGGUGCCGACCGUAACUAGUGCCUACAAUUUCCUGAAAUUCGCAGACAUACGCAGUCAUGCUCCACAUUAAACCAGUUACAGUGCUUUUAUGUAAUGCAUUGGUCAGCAGUAUGCAGUUUACCAAUUGGUGUUGUGUGUUACCUGUACAUAAAGCAUCCAGAAUAAACUAAUCCUUGGAAACCUUGGCA